Molecule: messenger RNA, 2296 nt
Organism: Stegostoma tigrinum
Lineage: Eukaryota; Metazoa; Chordata; Chondrichthyes; Orectolobiformes; Stegostomatidae
Product: protein Wnt-10a-like
Exons: 4
Coding region: 328-1536 (402 amino acids)
Biological process (GO): cell fate commitment; multicellular organism development; neuron differentiation
Cellular component (GO): extracellular region
Molecular function (GO): cytokine activity; frizzled binding
Source: RefSeq, a predicted model, not a curated record
ACCCUGAGAGUGGGGGCUAUCAGUGAAGGCUUGGUGAUAGAACCCAUAGACAAUUCAGCAGUAAGUACGUGAGAGAGACACACACAGAGAGAAACUGUGAUCCCUUUGAAAUUCACUGAGAACUGUGUCUGAAGCGAGAUUUAGAACUUGAAGUGGAUUUCAGUCUGAGAAUCCUGAGGGAGCGGAGGGAGAGAACCAUUCCAUGCCGCAGGAGUGAGGAGGGAACUGAUAGGAAAUGAGCUGGGCUCGGUUUGGAGGGAGUUGCGUCUGACUGUUGAGCUUUUCACUUGGCCCGUGGCAGUGUGUUCCCAGGCUGAGUUGCUGAAGAUGCUGGCGCUGUGCGUCUCUCCUUCUGCCAUCGUCCUCCUCUCCUUUACCUUCUGUCUGCACAGGGUUUGGUGUAAUGAAAUCCUUGGCCUGAAGAUCCCAGUGGAUCCCGUCCUGACCGCAAACACCGUGUGCCUCACCCUCUCGAGCUUGACCCGGCGUCAGUUGGAAGUCUGCAUGAGGAAUCCCGAUGUGACAGCUUCUGCCAUCCAGGGAAUCCAGAUUGCCAUUCACGAGUGCCAGCACCAGUUCCAGGAUCACAGGUGGAACUGCUCCAGCUUGGAGACUAAGAACAAAAUCCCUUAUGACAGUGUAAUCUUCAGCCGAGGUUUUAAGGAGAGCGCGUAUGCUUACGCCAUUGCUGCAGCGGGAGUAGUUCAUGCCGUUUCCAAUGCGUGUAGCCUGGGCAAGCUGAAAGCCUGCAGCUGUGACGACAAACGGAGAGGUGAUGAAGAGGCUUUCCGGCUCAAACUCAACCGGCUCCAGCUGGAGGCACUGAACCGGGGUAAGGGCAUGGUGCAUGGGGUACUCGAACCCCUGCCCGCUGACCUACCGGGGCCCCAGGACUCCUGGGAAUGGGGAGGCUGCAGCCCUGAUGUGGAGUACGGCGACAAGUUCUCCAGGGACUUCCUGGAUUCGCGGGAAACCUACAAGGAUAUCCACUCGCGCAUGAGGCUCCACAACAACAGGGUAGGCCGGCAGAUGAUCGCAGACAACAUGAAGAGGAAAUGCAAGUGCCAUGGUACAUCUGGGAGCUGCCAGCUGAAAACCUGCUGGCAGGUGACCCCUGACUUCAGGAUGGUGGGUAGCAUGCUGAAGCGCAAGUUCUACAACGCCACCCUGAUCAAAGCCCACAACCGCAACACGGGGCAGCUCGAGCAAAGCCAACCCCAGCCCCAACACCAACAACAACAUCACCACCACCACCAUCCACACCGGAGGAAAUCCAAUGCCGGCGAGCUGGUCUUCUUCGAGGAAUCCCCCAACUUCUGCGAGAGCGAGCCCGGCCUGGACUCAGCGGGCACACGAGGCCGGAUCUGCAACAAGACCAGCCCCGGCCUGGACAACUGUGAGAGCCUGUGCUGUGGCCGGGGUCAUAACAUCCUGCGACAGACCCGCACGGAGAGGUGCAGCUGUAAGUUUCAUUGGUGCUGCUAUGUAGCGUGUGAGGAGUGCCGAGUGACAGAGUGGGUCAGCGUGUGCAAAUAAACCGGCAGCACACGUCGCGGGAGAUACAAACGCAACACACACACACAUAUACACGCACGCACACAGACACACGCACACGCGCACGCACACACACAUACACACACACAACACACAUACACAUACACACACAUACACACAUACACACACACACAUACACACACACAACACACAUACACAUACACACACAUACACACACACACACACACACACACUCGCCCACGCACACACACAACACACAUACACUCACUCUCACACACACACGCACAUACACACACAUAUACACACACAUACACACACACACACAUACACACACACAUACACACACACAUACACACACGCACACGCACACACACACACAUACACACACACAACACACAUACACUCACUCUCUCACACACACACACACACACACACACACACACACACACAUAUAUACACACAUAUACACUCUCUCUCACAAACACAUACACACACACGUACACACACACAACACACACAACAGACUGGGAACGCUUCAACUUGAAUGAGAGGGGACAGUUCAGCCAAAGAAGCUGUUGGAACCUACACUUCUGCACUGCUGCGAAAAUUUGCAACACUUACAGGGACAAACUCCCUUCCUCUAGUGAGGCAGAAUCACAUAUUUUUUCGGAGUUUCCUGGGAAUCUCUCGUUUUUUUCAUUCCGCCUCAGCGCGAAUUGAACGUUUAACAGACUCGGAGGAUGCUCGUGAAAUUCACAGACUCAGGAACUUCCCCAAAAAC